Messenger RNA from Trypanosoma brucei brucei TREU927, 3039 nucleotides. RefSeq lists its product as hypothetical. Gene Ontology annotation, biological process: positive regulation of transcription elongation by RNA polymerase II; transcription elongation by RNA polymerase II. Lineage: Eukaryota; Euglenozoa; Kinetoplastea; Trypanosomatida; Trypanosomatidae. Gene Ontology annotation, molecular function: nucleosome binding. Bases 1 to 3039 code for a protein of 1012 amino acids. The transcript has a single exon. Gene Ontology annotation, cellular component: FACT complex. The record is from RefSeq and is a predicted model, not a curated record.
AUGGAGAAAAUAGUUAACGCAUGGAGGAAAGUCCCUGAUGCAGCGGAAGGUUGUUCAGUUAUGUGUUGUGUAUUUGGUGCGCUUACGCCUGAGACACUUGAAAACCAACGUGGGCAGGCAAUGCUGCAAUACCUUUUUACGUCGCUGAAUACUGUGUGCAACGCUGCCUUGUUCUUUUCCUUUGAUAAGCUACUGGUUGUACAUUCCAACCUCAAUGUUGAGCUGCCGCCCUCAUCAGAGAGCUUUACCUACGCUUCUGCAACGUUGGACGAGAAGUUUGGUGAGAUUCUCGCAGCAUUUGUUGCUGAUGCAAAAGUUGGAGUGUGUCAGAAGGAGUUGAACAUACAAGAGGGUGAUUUUGCACCAAAGCUAAUUUCAGUCGUUCGAGAAAUUGUUCCCGCUGAGCGUACGGUUGAAGUUGGACCCCUUCUGGGUGAGUUCCUUUUUGUGAAGGACGAGGCAGCACUUUCCUGUGUGGAGAAAGCGGCAGGACUUUGUAACGCUAUAUUCCGCCGCUCCGCCCGCGGGAUGAUUGAGUCGGAAAUGCAAAAGAGUAAUCCUAAAACGCUGAGCGCCUUGCGGGAGCAGUUAACGAAAACCCUCGAGGCACCAAACACCGUCAUGGGUUUGGAAACACUUGAUGUCUCUCAGUUCUCAAUUGCGUCCGGUUUGACACCAUGUAUUAUGCACCGUGGGACUUAUAACCCUCAAAUUAGUGUCACAGAGGUGAGUACCCAACCGCUGCGGAGUGAUGUCAUCGUCGUCCGAUACGGAUUGAAGAAUUGCGGCUACACCGCUUUCAUCGCCCGUACGCUCAUCGCGGAACGAAAUGCCCCAAGCAACGUGAAGGACGUCUACAAGUUUGUGUACAACGUAACCGAAAAACUGUUAGAGCACCUUCGUGUGGGGACGCGUCUCAGUGCCGUGCAUGAAGAAGUAAUGAAGUAUGCAACCACUACAGACGAAGCUCUUGCAAAGCACCUUCCCAAGUCUUUGGGUUUCUCGACUGGAUUGUUGGUGCUUGAGGCACGCGGGACAAUAUCUCAGAAAGGAACUGCAACAGUUGAAGACGGAAUGGCUUUUGUAACUCGGGUUACUCUCGAAGGGGUGCCGGAUGGUGAAGGCGGUACAUUCGACGUGGAGCUGUCCGACACAGUCACAGUAAAAGGUGGCGCUGCACAACUUAACACCAAAACAUCACGUAAGCUUGAGGAAGUCCUCUACGAUGACAGUGCAGAAGAGGAAACUGCAUUCGAAACAAGUGCGCGGGACUUAAAUAAGAUAACACGGCAAGGACAGAGUAGCGUUCCACUACUCUCGCGGGAAUCGGCACGAGAGGAAAAACUCAAGACGCUUUUAAGGGAACUACAUGCGGAGUUGGCCGCUGCUGGUGGGAAAAAAGCCAAAACUGCCGUCUCAGAAGAGUUUCGUACGUACGAAAUUGCACGUCUUUCCUACGGCGACGUCAUUCCUUACGCGAAUGAAACCUCGUUCCCGGAUGUGGCGCGUGGUGGUGGCAUUUAUGUAGACACGGAAAAGGAGGUGGCGUUCUUUCCCGUAUGCGGGGGUGUGGCGGCGUUUCAUGUCUCGACCAUAAGUCGAGUUGACGUGAAGUUUGAAGGGAACCAAGUGGCGGGUAUUUUCUCAUUUCAUUCGCUUCAGGAAGGAAAUAUCGCCUACCGUUUGAACCGCACUAAAAUAUUCGUCAAAGAGCUGACGUACCGUGCGCGCCGUGACAUCUUCACCGAUGUGAAGAUUGCCAUUCAGGGUAUUCAGCAACGCAUCAAAAAUAGAGAUACGGAGCGACGCCGUGUUUCAUUGAAUGCUGGAGGUGCUCAGCUGCAAACAGUUCCUGAUGCGAUUCGGCUUCCACAGGUAAAGAUUCGACCCCCAGCGACAACAGGACGUUAUAACAAAGAAUGCAUUGGAAACUUGGAGAUUCAUCGGAAUGGAUUGCGCUUUUCAUAUAUUGGUGGGGCACCAAUUGACAUGCAUUUUGAAAACAUCAAGCAUGUUAUAUUCCAACCCGCUGUCAAUGCUGUUCGGGUUAUUUACCACAUCACCUUGAAGAAGGGUGUGGAGAUUGCCCGGAAGAGUGUGGAUGAGGUUCAGUUCGUUGCGGAGGUUAUGGAAAGCAGCGAAACUGUUAUGGCUGCGCGAAAAGGGUAUGAAGAGGAAAUUGCAGCGGAAGAGCGUGAACUUAUGCGCAUCAGUGACACAAACAAACAAUUCCUGAAGUUUGCUCAGGCCGUUGAAAGGGUCAGCAUGAUCAAAACGCAAAUACCUGCUAGCAAUUUUUCCUUUGAAGGCGUUCAUGCCAAGGGCUUAACAACAUUCAAAGCCAAUCGCGAAGUGUUAUGGGCGAUUAUGGACCGGCCUCCGUUUACACAGCGUGUGGAGGAUAUCGAGGUUGUGUCGCUUGAGCGCGUUAUACCUGGUGGAUCCACUUUUGAUGUGAACCUUAUUUUCAAGGACUACAACAAACCGCCGGCGAGCAUCACCACAAUACCUCGUAGCAGCCUCGAGUCUCUAAAAGACUGGUGUCUUGCAGCGCGACUUUACUACAUGGAGACGAGCGUUAAUCCAAACUGGAAGGUGGUACUGAAAACAAUUAUCGAAGACGAAGAUUGGGAUCCGUGGAGGCCAGGAGCCGGUUGGGCAGUACUCAAUGAUGAUUUCGAGGGAGAUGAAGAAGCCUCUGAAGACUCUGAUUCAGAUGAUUCCACUUAUGUUGAAGAAGAAGAUGAAACCGAUGAGACGGGGAGUUCCUUUCUUGACGAUGAGGAGAGUGAACCCGAGUCCAGUGACGAAGAGGACAGUGAAAGUGUGUUGAGUUGGGACGAAAUGGAGCGUCGUGCGGAGCAGCAUGACCGGCAGCGCGGAUACGGCUCUGAUGAUGAUGAUCGGCCUCGCAAGAGACCCCGCACGUCUUCAGGCGCUUCCAGCAACCGAAGGCCGCAUCCGCCUCCACAACUCCCAAAAAAGCAGAGUCGGUUGCCUCCUAUGGGAUCAGCAGUGCCGCCACCGCGCCGGUUUUAG